GUUAGGUAAUAGGUAUUAGGUACUUUCUGAGAAAGCAACGUAAACAAAUUCUGAAGUCAAAGAGUAUUAUCCAACAUUUUAGAAAUAGUCUAAAAUUAGCAAGCAGAACUGAAGUAAAACCUUGCAGAUAAAUCAACAUAGGAUACAAUUUUCAUGCUGAAUCAGUGUCUUCUUAUUGCUGUUGCGUGCGCAUCAUUGGGCUCUGUGCAAUCAUCGGUGGAACCAGCUGAGGCCGAGGGAUGUCAAGAACAUGAAUAUGAGUGUUCAGACGGAUCCUGUAUAUUGCUACAUUGGCUCUGCGACGGAACAGCCGACUGUGAUGACGGGAAUGACGAAGCUGACUGUCAAUACAACGGGCCGGAAGUGUGCGAGGAGAAUGAAUGGCAGUGUGGUAACGGUCUCUGUAUCUCCCUCAUAUUCCGGUGUGAUGAUGAAGUAGACUGUGCUGAUAGGUCCGAUGAAACUGACUGCAAUCGUACGUGCGAUGAAGGGCAGUUUACCUGUGGCUCCGGUGAGUGUAUCGAACUGUCAUGGAAAUGUGAUGGUGAACACGACUGUACCGACCAAAGUGACGAGGCAUCCUGUCAUAAUGUCACCAGGUCUGAAGAAGACGAGUGUGUUGGGUUCCACUGUGAUAACGACAGGUGUAUUGUGGAGUCGCUGGUGUGUGAUUCACAGAAUGAUUGUGGGGAUAACAGUGACGAGAAGCAAUGCACUGUGGGAAUGUGUACCCCGGACGAGUUCAAGUGUGAUGAUGGGGGCUGUAUAUCAAAGAGUUAUCAGUGCGACGGGAUUGUGGAUUGUGGUGACAACUCUGAUGAAACCGGAUGUGAUGCUCCAUGUGAUCCGACAAGAGAGAUCAGCUGUGUGGAUGGAUCGUGUAUCACAUUCCAGCAGAGUUGUGACGGAGUGGUUCACUGUCCGGAUGGAAGUGAUGAGUUCGAUUGUGGUAACAUGACGUGCUCGUCGGAUCAGUUUACCUGUCUCACCGCCGGGACUUGUAUAAACAGGGACUGGGUCUGUGACUACCAUUACGACUGCGAGGAUGCGUCCGACGAGAUGGGGUGUGCCCCGAUACAAUGCGGACCAGAUGAGUUUCAGUGCGAUGCUAGGAGCUGCAUCUCAGUAGACGAGAGAUGUGACGGUACUAGAGAUUGUAUCAGCGGAGUUGAUGAAGAACAUUGUGGCAACUGUAGCACGCUGGAGGAGUACCAAUGUGACAAUAAGAAAUGUGUCUCUCUCCUCCUCUUAUGUGACGACUCAGACGACUGUGGAGACUCUUCUGACGAGACCAUGUGCUACACAAGAAACUGCACGGAUUCCGAGUUUAUGUGCACAAGUAACGGGAAGUGUAUAGAGAGAUCUUACAUAUGUGAUGGGGAAUCUGACUGUUUCGGAGACGAAGAUGAACACGCCAUUUUGUGUGCACAUUUGGAGUGUGACCACUACAAGUGUGGAAGUGGAGAGUGUAUUGAGGACAGCUGGGUCUGUGAUGGGAUGAACGACUGUACUGAUCACUCCGACGAACAAGAUUGUGAUGAUGGGUGUGACGGUUACAUCUGUAAACUAACACAAGAAUGUAUCCCCGCUGAAAAGGAGUGUGAUAGAGUUAUAGACUGUAUGGACGGUAGCGAUGAGGUACACUGUGGAGUAAACGAGUGUGUGUUGGGUACUCACGAGUGUUCUCACGCCUGUCUGGAUAAGAUAGACGGAUACUACUGUCUCUGUCCCCCUGGGUACCAGCUCAGCUCUGAUAACCACACUUGUACUGAUAUUGACGAGUGUAGUGAGAUACCAGAACGAUGUGAUCACUUCUGUCUAAAUAACAAAGGAGGGUUCAGGUGUGAGUGUGCAGACGGAUACUUUCUUGAGGACACUUCCAGAUGCAGACUCGCUGGAGCUCGCCAGAUUGCUAGCCUGGUUUACUCUACAAACGAGGGAAUAUACAUGAACUCAGAAGAUGGUGUUCACACCCUGGUAGAAGAUAGUGAGAACAAGAUAACUCAGUUCGGGGUGGAUUCUGAGGGGCGUGUCUUGAUAUUCUACACCACCAAGUCCCAAAAUGUUCAUAAGUUGGACCUUGUUUCUAAUCUAACCACGGUGCUUUACAAAGGAGUAAGAACAGAUACGAUGGUUUUAGACACCCAAAACUCACACAUUUAUUGGUCUGACCAGAAUGAAAUGGCGAUCAUGCAAGGAGACUACUCCGGCUCGACUGCAGUCCGGUUCCUGGAGACCCUGCCUCCACACGCGUUGGCUAUCAGCUCCAAGAGAGGUGUCCUCUACUGGAGUGUCCACGGUCAGGGUCUGAAGAUGAUGUCACUAAGUGACCAGUCUGCUACUGAUGUUUAUGUCUAUCAAACUGGCAACCAGAUGAUAUCCGACAUAGCGGUUGAUGAAGUGCUGGACAGGGUGUACUGGUCAGACUUGAGGAACAGUAAAGUUUACUAUCUAGAUCAGUUCUCCCCCAGUUCACAGUCACACGUUAUCGAAAGGAAUAUAUCGUACCCUCAGGCGAUAGGAAUAUUCGAGCACUACCUGUUCUACCUGAACCAACGCACGGUAAAGAUAGUAAGUUAUGAUAGACUGACCGGGAUGUUGCAAUCUGGUAUGUCACAUCACAGUGGGAUUACAUCAUUCCAGAUAGUAGUGACCCAGGAGCCAGCACCUGAGAUAUCAGUAAACGUGACUUGUCGGUCAGAUCAGCUACUUUGUGAUGGAUCAUGCCUUGACCGGUCUCUGGUGUGCGACGGACAGAAACACUGCUCCACCGGACUAGACGAGAUCAACUGUAUCAACAGUUCGUGUGGUGAGAUGUUCACAUGUGCGGAUAACACGUGUGUACCAGAGAACUGGGUAUGUGACGGACAGACGGACUGCUCGGACGGUACUGACGAGACCUACUCAGCUUGUCAUGAUACAUCUUGUAACACAGACAUCCACUUCAGGUGUGACUCAGGGAGAUGUGUAAACAAGUUGUGGAGAUGUGACGGUCAGGCUGACUGCAGUGAUGAGUCUGAUGAAGCUAAUUGUACAGUGACUGAUUGUCGGGAGGACGAGAUGAGGUGCGGAGACGGUACCUGUAUUACUGAUGAGAUGAAAUGUAACGGAAUAAACGAGUGCACUGAUGGAGCAGACGAGAGUGAGUGUGACGCGGCUGUGUUUUGUGAGACAUCCCUAUCUACAUUCAUCUGUGAUGGUUCUUGUAUUCCUGACGCUUGGGUGUGCGAUGGGAAGGUUGACUGUGUAGAUAAGAAGGACGAAAGAGAAUGUUUCCUGUGUAAAGCAGGACAAGUCUGGAAUAAAGAACAGAGAAAGUGUACUGAGCAACUACCGUGUGACCUGGCUCGCUGCCAACAAAGGUGCCAUGAAGGCAAGUGUUCGUGUAGACAAGGUUACUACCUAGCUGCCGACGGUAAGAGCUGCCAAACAACCCACUCUCCAGUACUUCUGGCUCUGGUCCAACCAUCCGGUGCUCAGCUGGCACAUCUCCAGAACCCUUCUAUUCAGCUGUGGGAACUGGAUAAUAACGCUCCUAAUAAGGACAUGUUGAGUCAGGUGCUGGCUCUGGAUAAUGUACUGGCUCUGGAUUACCAUUUCUCACUCCAGAAAGCUGUGUACGCAGACUCUAAACUAAACUCGAUAAUGAUGACAUCACUGAGUGAGUCGUCAGGGAAACUACAAGAAGUGUAUCACUAUGGUAACACUGCCAUAUCUGAUGUUGCAGUGGACUGGGUAUCUGAUAAUAUCUACUGGACUAAUCAGACAAGUCACGGACUGAUGGUGUCCAAUAUGGAGGGUAGCUCUGUAGUAGAACUGGUAAAGUUGGAGUCCACCCCUCAUCACCUGGUCAUGGACCCCUUCAGUGGUGAUCUGUUCUGGAUCGGUAGUGUUGGAGCUACUGCUCAUAUCUACACUUGCUCUAGGAGUGGUCGAGGUAUGAGACCAUUGUACAGGUCACAGUUCCUCCCCACUUCACUAGCUAUUGAUACGACUACUGGUACUUUAUACUGGUACGAUGCUCACCACAGGGCUAUCUUCUCUACCAAGGGGGCCAGCGAGACUAAGUUCAGCACUGUUGCUAGGAAUAUAAGUCACGUCGAGAAUCUGAAAUAUUUCGAUGGUAACCUAUACUGGGUAUCUGAAGCUGAGGGGAAGUCAGAGCUGGUGACCUACAACGUAAUGUCAGGUGGGAUAGAGAGCGCGAGGAAGUUAGCGAGCAGACCUUUCAAACUGGUCCUCUUCCAGGAGGACUCGCAGAGAGUUUACGACCCUGAGUUGUUGAGUUGCCGAAACAACCGCGGCGGUUGCUCGGACUUGUGUUUUGCGGCGUGGGGAGAUGAACGACGGGGCGAGUGCGGGUGUGUUCAGGGACUGGACACUCUGAGGACGUGUCUAUCUGAGAAGUCUAGUUGUGACCAGGGCUACUGUGAAGGAGACAGCUGGUGUAACUCUACCGGGUCACACCAAGCUUGCAGUUGUGGACACGGUUUCUACGGUGAGCGGUGUGACUGGACUAUGUGUGAAGACCCCUGCUCACUCAACACAAGCUGCUUCCUAAACUACCGGUCUAAUCUCAAAUACUGUUGUCAUGACAACGCUCAGGGUUGUUCAGUAUCGCCUGAUCACGUGGUCAUACAAUCUUUCACGGAUUCUGACCACAAGUACGAUUUCACCACCAUGGUAACAGUGGGCCUGUCUAUAGCUGUGACUCUUGGUGUACUGGCAACAGCUGUUGGGUACAGAAAGUGGAAAAGAACACGUGGGCGGUUGCGUAGCAACACCUUGGUGGACAUGUACCCUAUGGAACCAGUCAGGGACGAACUGAGGCAAGAGGACGACGAACCCUUGUUAUACGACUAGUUAGAGUAUACGUUGCUAGGUUACUGUUGUCAAGUUUCCUGAGUAACUAGAGGGUGCUAGCUUACUGUUAUCCAGUAACUCAAGCUUCCUUCUUUGCCUUAGGUAACGGGUGUUUUUGACCGUUCUUUGCCCUUUUUCCCGGACAAAACGCUUUAAAGUCUAUGAAAUUCUGAACUAUCAUGAUCUGAACAUUUACAAAUAUGAACUGAGAGUAGGAUUUCGAAGUGGCUGAAAUUGGCUAGACCGGUUGGAAUACAUUGCGUGAAAUUUUAAUAUAGGAUUUUAACCGCUGCUGCUCUUUACAAAUUGUGACCGAAAUAGUCCUUAGAUCGUCAAAUCUAACGUUAAACUUUCAAAAAAUGUUAAGGGCAGCAACGGUACACUUUUCAGCCAAUUUCUUUCCUUGCAACGAAAAAAUUCACAUAAUAUUUUGAUUUUCAUUUCUGGCAAGAAAUUGGCUGAGUCUUUUAGGCUUUUUGUAUAAGAGACUGCACUAGGUUAUUUAUUUAUUGAUUAUUUUGUACAGCUUACUUGUUUCUCUUAAUUUGUACGAUAAAGAUAUUUAGGAUUCAAAUUUAUGAUUACGAUAUUUUUCCAAUCGGAUAAAAGAUUCAUUCUUCCAACAUAGAAAUGGGGUAAGGUUUUGAUAGUUGAACAGAUAGAAAUUAGUUAUAUUAUAUCUUAUUAUAAAAAUAAUUUUAGGCUUAAGUGCAGAUAGGAUUUUCUAUAGAUAAACACAGAUUUUGGCAAUUUUGAUAUUUCCUAACCAUUACCCAACAAAAAAUUGUCAGAAAACAUUUUUGAAAAAACUGUAGUCUGUCUGAUGACUUUUCUAUUUUGUUGUGUUUCUUGAUGAAAUGUUGAAUCUGAUUUAAUUUACGUUUUUGUGAUGUAACUUAUACAUAAUUAUGUAAAGUCUCGUAUAAUUAUGACGGCUGUUAUCCUUAUCUUUUGUCUUGCACCUCAUUUGUAACUCUUAUUAUUGUAAUAUUUGUGCCAUAACAUUAGAUUAGAUUUGCUUAGAUUUGUUAAUAGUUUAUGAGAACUUUAGGAUUGGUUAUACUUAAUAAGUUUAUUUACUAUAUAUUAAAUACUAUGUAACGCUGACUAUAGCUCCCUGUUUCUCUGUUGUAGUUUGCAAGUGAUUAUUGCUGACUUGAUUGUUUGAAAGUUAUAUCUUAUCGGCGAUAAAUUUGUUAGAAGCUUCUAAAAAUUUAAAAUAUCUAUAAAACAUAUCAUAAAUUUUCCGAAUGUAAAAUGAUAAAGAUAUUGCCGGUAAGGUUUGUUAAAAGUCUCUUGAACGGUAUUCUACUGUGAUAAUAUAAUAAGCAAGUAGAGCUUAAGAAAUUGUUGUUAUUUAUUUGUUUUUUUUUUUCAUCGUUUACUGGUGACAGUAUAUUAUUUUGCUUUAAAUCAAUUAAGCUAUUUAUUAAUCUCUUGCACUGUUUAAAUAUUUAUAGUGCUGAGCUUGAGUUUUUGGAGAAAUUAGAUAAUUGAUAGUUAAGCCGUUAUUCAUAAUCAAUCUGGUCAUCUGAGGAUUUACUUCUGAAAUUUUGUGAUUUUCAUUGUAAAAUUUUACAAUUCCCGUCGUGGCAGGGAUAGCUUGUGAUUACUGAUUAUGAAUGAUGAAUGAAAGCAAAUUAAUUGCUUUGCUAUGAAAGUAUAAAGUAGAAACAAAAAGCUCGUAUGAGAAACCAUGUUUUAUUCUAACUAU
Molecule: messenger RNA, 6577 nt
Organism: Bolinopsis microptera
Lineage: Eukaryota; Metazoa; Ctenophora; Tentaculata; Lobata; Bolinopsidae
Product: low-density lipoprotein receptor-related protein 1-like
Exons: 35
Coding region: 154-4863 (1569 amino acids)
Cellular component (GO): plasma membrane
Molecular function (GO): calcium ion binding; protein binding
Source: RefSeq, a predicted model, not a curated record